AUGUUUACCACGAGAACGGCCCUGCGAGCAGGCUACGCAAUUCCACCCCACGACAAGAAGGAUGAUGACCUCGGCGGACCCGGCGGCCAAGAGGCGCCCAACCCAGAGCACAGGAAGAGAACAAACAGGAGUCUUGGUGGCCAGGCUGCCAUGAUCAUCGCGCUGGGCGUGGGCUGCGUCGCCAUCUUCAGUACCUUUGCAGCACCGAGACAGAUUGCGCAGCACCAGAUCGAUAAUGACACAGUCAUAGGCGGGCCGAAUUCGAAUACGGGAGGGUCGUUGGCCAAGGUGAAGCAUCGAGAGGGGACCAAGACGUCGCACCAGCUUCAUGACGAGCAGACUGGGUCGAGUGUCUUGGGCAACAAAUAG
Messenger RNA from Cryphonectria parasitica EP155, 369 nucleotides. RefSeq lists its product as uncharacterized. Lineage: Eukaryota; Fungi; Ascomycota; Sordariomycetes; Diaporthales; Cryphonectriaceae. The coding region runs from base 1 to 369 and encodes 122 amino acids. The transcript has 3 exons. The record is from RefSeq and is a predicted model, not a curated record.